AUGCACUUCUACGAAUCGGUGAAUGUGUACAACCGCAUUCAGUACAGCAUCAACGCCGUACAGCAGUGGCUGAACCUUCGCCUGCAACUGCUCGGGGUGGUGGUCACUGCGGCAGUGGCGCUAAUCGCUGUCGGUCUGCACUACUACCACGCAGAGGCAGUUAAUUCAGGGCUGAUUGGUCUGGCCUUGGUGUACUCGCUUUCACUCACUAGUCUACUCAAUGGGUCGGUGCAGACGUUCACGCAAACAGAGAUGGACUUGAUUUCCGUUGAGAGGAUAACACAAAUUCUCAAGACCAUUGAGGAGAAUUUCGGCUUGGAAGGAGCAGCUGAUGAGCCAAGCCUGCUGGUGGAUAGUUCUUGGCCUUCCAAAGGCCAAAUUGUGUUCAAUAAUGUCUCAAUGCGGUACAGGCCACAUCUGGAUUUGGCUUUGAAGAAAGUGUGUCUCUCGAUUCAGCCCGCUGAACACAUUGCCAUCGUCGGUCGGACUGGAAGUGGAAAGAGCAGUCUUUUUCAAGCGCUUUUCCGCCUGACCAAACUGGACUCGGGUUCUAUUUCGAUUGACGGUGUUGACAUUUCAAUGAUCGAUCUAGAAGUGUUGAGGUCGAAGAUAUUUAUUAUUCCUCAGGAUCCAUUCCUCUUCAGUGGCACUAUUCGCUCAAACCUUGACCCACUUGACCAGUACCGAGAUGAUGAAGUUUGGACUGCUUUAUACAACUGUAAUAUCAACAUUUUGGUCGAUUCAUUGGGCGGCUUAGAUGCUGAACUGCGAGAAAACGGCAGUGAUCUGAGUGCAGGAACUCGAAGUCUUUUCAUGAUUGCCAGAGCAGUGCUGAACAAGAAGAAGAUUCUCUGCAUGGAUGAGGUAACUGCCAAUAUUGACCCGGAGACGGAAAGAGUGCUGCACGAGCUAGUGCGGACAACACUGCGUGGUCACACCAUACUGCAUAUUGCUCAUAAGCUUGAGUCCAUUCAAAACUACGACCGAGUUGUGGUCAUGGCGGCGGGAGAAAUUGUGAACGUUUACUCGGCAGAAGAGUAUAUCCAGACGCACCAGCAUCAGCCGCAGCCAUAG
Molecule: messenger RNA, 1074 nt
Organism: Rhagoletis zephyria (snowberry fruit fly)
Lineage: Eukaryota; Metazoa; Arthropoda; Insecta; Diptera; Tephritidae
Source: RefSeq, a predicted model, not a curated record